Trypanosoma cruzi is the source of this 897-nucleotide messenger RNA. RefSeq lists its product as uncharacterized. The record is from RefSeq and is a predicted model, not a curated record. Bases 1 to 897 code for a protein of 298 amino acids. The transcript has a single exon. NCBI's taxonomy places the organism in Eukaryota, Euglenozoa, Kinetoplastea, Trypanosomatida, Trypanosomatidae.
AUGUACUGUCCAUCCGGUAGAUGCCUGACAUUAUAUAUUGCUCCGUGUGACAUAUCAUUUGUUAUCAUUUAUUAUUAUUAUUAUUUGGGAGGGGGUGGAAGCAGCGUGUUUGGGAUGGAAAGGUCCUCUGAGUUUUUUCUUUGCGCCUCACUUCUUGUUUCACAUGCUUCCGAGGGGUCUUUCAUAGUUAGUUCCUCUCUCUUCCUGUGUGAUUCUGUCUUCUUGCACAUGGCGGGGUUGACGGAGGAGGACAUCACGGAGGAGGCAAUCCAUUCCGAGGAGGCGCGGCUGCUGAAUGAAACACGGAAGAUCACGCAGUUGCAGGCAAAUAUUGCGGCUCUUCAGGCAGAACUGAAAUUUGCAGAGGAGGAGCGCACGCGUCUGGCCAACUCUCUUCGCUGGCGCCGGAUGAUGGCCGAGGUGGAGAAGGAUGAGGAGAUUACGGGCAUCACGGCCGCGAUGACGGCGGCUUUGAAUGAGUUUCGCGCCAGUCUGCGGCCUCCCGAGGACUACGACGAGGCACGCGAGAAUAUUCCUUAUGUGGACACGGAUGACUACGCCGACUUCUCACCCAUUGAGUCACUUUUUGACGAUCGUCUGGCGUUGGUGUGGGAACUUGUGUCGGGGGAUGGAGAUGGUGCAGCGGGUGAAAGAGCAGUGCGGCACCGCCGCGCGAUGUUAAUGCUGCUUGUUUUGACUGUGAAUCUUGGAAGACUGGCGGAGUUUGCAGGGGCGGGGGCGGAGGUCGUCGAGGAAACUGAGGAGCUGAAGGAGAACGUAACGUCAGUAUGGCAGCAGCUAUUGUACUCGGACUGUGGACUCACACCGCCAGAAAAGUUGGAGUGGAAGGAGGUUGUACAAAUAUUUUUGGGGGCGCCGUAUGACACACCGGCAUGA